Molecule: messenger RNA, 3550 nt
Organism: Hippopotamus amphibius kiboko
Lineage: Eukaryota; Metazoa; Chordata; Mammalia; Artiodactyla; Hippopotamidae
Gene: COG1
Product: component of oligomeric golgi complex 1
Exons: 14
Coding region: 46-2997 (983 amino acids)
Biological process (GO): intra-Golgi vesicle-mediated transport
Cellular component (GO): COG complex; Golgi apparatus
Source: RefSeq, a predicted model, not a curated record
CGCCGCCGGGCGGAAGUGCCCCGCGGGACGGCUGACGGGUCCAUCAUGGCGGCCGCGGCCGCCUCCCCGGCUCUGAAGCGGCUGGACCUGCGCGACCCCGCGGUGCUUUUCGAGACCCAUGGAGCGGAGGAGAUUCGCGGGCUGGAGCGCCAGGUUCGGGCCGAGAUCGAGCACAAGAAGGAGGAGCUGCGGCAGAUGGUGGGCGAGCGGUACCGCGACCUGAUCGAGGCGGCCGACACCAUCGGGCAGAUGCGCCGCUGCGCCGAGGGGCUGGUGGGCGCGGUGAAGGCCACCGACCAGUACUGCGCCCGCCUCCGCCAGGCCGGCUCGGCCGCGCCCCGGCCGCCGCGGGACCCGCAGCCACAGCAGCCAGCCCAGGAGAAGUUCUACAGCAUGGCUGCCCAGAUCAAGCUGCUCCUAGAAAUCCCAGAGAAGAUCUGGAGCUCCAUGGAGGCCUCCCAGUAUCUCCGCGCCACGCAGCUCUACCUGCUCUGCUGCCACCUGCACAAGCUGCUCCAGCUGGAUUCUUCUAGUUCCCGAUACAGCCCCGUCCUCUCCCGAUUCCCUAUCCUCGUCCGGCAGGUGGCCGCGGCCAGCCACUUCCGGUCGACCAUCCUGCACGAGAGCAAGGCGCUGCUCAGAUGCCCGGCAGUGUCCGACCAAGCCGUGGCCGAGGCUCUGUGCUCCGUGAUGCUCUUGGAGGAGAGCUCUCCGCGCCAAGCGCUAGCAGACUUCCUGUUGGCGAGAAAGGCGGCGAUUCAGAAACUGCUCAACCAGCCGCACCACGGUGCUGGUGUCAAGGCUCAGAUUUGCUCAUUAGUGGAGCUGCUGGCCACCACUCUGAACCAGGCCCAUGCUCUUUUCUACACUUUACCGGAAGGUGUGCUGCCAGACCCAUCCCUGCCGUGUGGCUUGCUCUUCUCUACUCUGGACAGCAUCACAGGCCAGCAUCCUGCCGGGAAGGGCCCUGGUGUCCUGCAGGAGGAGAUGAGGCUGUGCAGCUGGUUCAGACACCUGCCCACCUCCGUCGUCCAGUUCCAGCCGGCGCUCCGAACCCUCGCGCAUCCCAUCAGCCAGGAGUACCUGAAAGACACGCUGCAGAAGUGGAUCCACAUGUGUAAUGAAGACAUUAAAACCGGGAUCAGCCACCUGCUUGUGUACGUGACGAGCAUGAAAGGCCUGGCGGUGAUCCGCGAUGCCACGUGGGAGCUACUGGCCGACGAGUCGAUCCUGCACAGCUGGGAUGUGACCUGCCGGCGGCUUCUGGACCAGCCGCUCUUGUUGUGGGAGGACUUGAUGCGGCAGCUGUUCCUUGACCGCCUGCAGACUCUGACAAAAGAAGGCUUUGACGCCAUCGCCAGUAGUUCCAAAGAGCUCCUCAUCUCGGCCUUGCAGGAACUCGAGAGCAGCACCGGCAGCUCCACUCCAAAUAAACACAUCCACUUUGAGCAUAACAUGUCUCUUUUCCUCUGGUCCGAGAGUCCCAGCGACCUGCCUCCCGAUGCCGCCUGGGUCAGCGUGUCAAACCGGGCUCAGUUCCCAGGCAGCGGGCUCUCCAUGAAGGCCCAGGCCGUUAGCCCUUGUGUGCAGCACUUCUGUUCUGCCCUAGAUUCGAAACUGCAAGUGAAACUGGAGGACCUCCGGGCUUACCUUCCCACUGGCGACCUGUCACCGCCCAAGGACGCCUCCCCCGUGCAAGCGAAGAACUGUGCCUUUGACAGGUACGCAGACACGGGGACUGUGCAGGAGAUGCUGCGGCUGCAGUCCACGGCCUGCAUCAAGCACAUCACGGACUGCGUCCAGGCGCAGCUGCGGCGCAUCGAGCAGGCUCUCCAAGGGCAGCAGGACAUCCUCAGCGGGGUCAAGCUACACGCGGUGCUCUUCAUGGCCAGACUCUGCCAGUCACUGGGGGAACUGUGUCCCCACCUGAAGCAGUGCAUCUUGGGAAAAUCAGGGAGCACCGAGAAGCCAGCAAGGGAUUCUAGGGCCCUGAAGAAACAGGGGAAGGGGAAAACUCAGGAGAUAAUCCCCACGCAGGCCAAGUGGCAGGAAGUGAAGGAGCUGCUCCUGCAGCAGAGCAUAACAGGCUACCGGGUCUGGAGCGCGGCAGUGGUGCAAGUUUUGGCUCAGGGGUUCACCAAGUCACUGCUUUUAGACGAUGCUGGCUCCGUCCUGGCUGCGGCCACCGGUUGGGAUGAACUAGAAAUCCAGGAGGAGGCAGAGUCUGGCAGCAGCGUCACGUCCAAGAUCCAGCUCCCUGUGCAGCCGUCCUGGUAUGUGCAGUCCUUCCUGUUUGGCUUAUGCCAGGAAAUUAAUCGGGUUGGAGGCCAUGCCUUGCCAAAGGUGACACUGCAGGAGAUGCUGAGAAGCUGUCUGGCUCAGGUAGUAGCUGCCUAUGAGAAACUCCCAGGACAGAAGCAGGUGAAGAAAGAAGGUGCAUUUCCAAUGACCCAGAACCGGGCACUGCAGCUGCUUUACGACCUGCGCUAUCUCAGCAUCGUCCUGACAGCCAAGGGUGAGGAGAUGAAAACUGGCCGUGGCAAACAGGACUCCAGAGUUGAGAAAGUGGCUGACUACCUGGAAGCGCUCAUUGACCCAUUCGACCUGGACGUUUUCACGCCGCACCUCCACAGCAACCUCAACCGCCUGGUGCAGCAGACUUCUGUUCUCUUUGGGUUGGUGACGGGCGCAGAGAAUCAGUUCACCCCCCGGAGCAGCACGUUCAACUCCCAGGAAGCCCAUAACAUCCUGCCCCUGGCGUCAAGUCAGAUCAGGUUUGGACUUCUGCCACUGAGCAUGACAAGCACUCGGAAGGCCAAACCAGCCGGCAGAAGCAUCGAGACCAGAGCCCAGCAGCAGGCGGUCCCCCCGGCGCUGCCCCGAGCAGAGGACACGAGGCAUGCGGACUCCUUGUUCAGACAGCUCGUCGCGGAGGAGGAAGACUCGUCUGCGCCUUCGCUGUUCAAACUUGGGUGGCUCUCCAGCAUGACCAAGUGACACGGGACGGUCCAUCUCUAAAUAAAUACUCCUGCGUUGUCUCCUCUAGAAGUGCCUCUGCGCGUUUGUUUCUAAGCCACGCCAGUUUGCAGUUGCCGCGGUGGAAUGUGGCCCCCGGUUCCUGCUGGGGGCUACUGUAAGUGUAAAGUGUCCUUGUCCAGUAGUUGCACAGCACUUGUGACUUCAGACAUCAGUUCAGAGAGCUUACACAGUGUCAGCCUUCACCAGCGCCUCAAUUCUCGACGCUGUAAGGUGGGAGUAUGGGAGCUCACACGAGCUGCUGCUGGACAAGUGACUAAGACAAUGAGUCAUUUACGUAUUCCUUGCCUGUCCCAACCGAGCAGUGUUUUUUCUAAGUCUGAGAUGUAGGCUCUGGAGGAGUAACGGUAACAAGUUACCUGGGUAUCCAAGGGUCUGAAUGACCUUCUCUCUGGAAAUGCAAAUAUACAACAGAGAGAAAAGAUGGUUAUCAGGGCGGGCGCUGACUCCCACGGUCUGACUGCAGUCUGACUGCUCUCCUGUCACAGAGGACAGAGUACUUCCAACAGGACAU